Messenger RNA from Yarrowia lipolytica CLIB122, 1557 nucleotides. RefSeq lists its product as uncharacterized. Lineage: Eukaryota; Fungi; Ascomycota; Dipodascomycetes; Dipodascales. The record is from RefSeq and is a predicted model, not a curated record.
AUGCAGAAGGAGUCUGCAAGUAGGGGGGUUCCGAUGCAGCUUUGGUUCCAGAAGAUGAUGGAAACUCUCGGGUACAGGUUCCUCAUAUCCAAGGGGAACAGGGAUGGCGUUGAUAUCUUGGCUGCACCCAAGGAAUUCUCCAAUGUAACCUGGAACAUCAUCGACAAAUACGACUUGAAGGACAUGUACAACUGUGACCAGACCAGCUCCGAGAUGAAUAUCUCAUUGAAACCCAACGAUUUUACCAAGAAGGUGAGCUUGCACAAGGGAAAAGCAGUUCGACAGCCCCUUUCCGUGAUGUUUUGCGUCUCUGCUGAUGGCAAGCACAAGAUUCCGCUGCACGUCUUCAUGCCCUUUCUCGAGCCCAAUUGGUUCAAGUUCGCUCGAGAUUAUCUGAACCAUGAUGAGGCCCUCCAGAACAUUGAUAUGGAGAAGCUAAUCGAGGGCGGCAAGCCUCCACUCGACGAGCAACUAGAGAACGAAGAGAACAGCACUCAAAAGGAACUGGAUGCUGAAGGGGCCAAAGAGAGGUUCAGAGAGUGGAAAGAGAGGCGCCAGGCUGCUGUGGACUUCUUUGCUUCGGUUCUUGACGCUUUCCACGAGCUUAAGGAGGUCCCUCUCAAUGUCCGAGUCUCUGAAAUUCGCCAGCCGAAUGUCUCACGCGUUUACCUGAACGGUCCCUUGACAGAUGACGAGACAGCGGCUUUCGAAGCCGAGUUUCCUGACCAAACGAAGGAGAACGAACAGGAAUUCUACGAUCGGCUUCUCCUUGCAAAUCCUUCACGGGGUUAUCGGUCCCCGCAAAUUGACGGUGUCGAGGAGCCAGAGGAGCCAGAGCCAACAGAUGCAAAUGAUCGGCUGACAUCUGCUCGCGCCACCCCAUUUAUGAACUCGUUGGUUGCGGAUGAAGCUCAUGAACAGGGUAGUGACAGCGAUGACGAGGAAGUUCCGAUGGACGAUGAUAUCAUGGAUGUCGCGGAGGAUGUGGACCCUCACGAGAGCAACUCCUCGGUUGAGAGCGCUAUGGACACAUGCAACAAAGAUUCUACUGAGGAUCCUUUCAUCGUCGAUCAUCCCACCGACGUGCCUGACCCCAUUGAGGUGGACGAUCCCAUUGUGGUGAACGAUUCAAGCGAUGAGGACGAUGAGAUUUUUGUCGUCACCCCAAACUUCCGAGGUUUCCAACAUUCAAGCUUAUCUGCCGCAGUUACCACCAGCACUCCAAUCAGAACUAAGAUUUCCCUCGACUCUCAUGAGACCUGGACUCCGGCAACUUACCAGGAACAGUUUGAUCCUCGCUUCCCGACACCAGCCCUCCCGCUUGAGCGUCGGUCACCCUCUCCAGUACAGGUUCCUGAGUCGCCCUCUCCGGCGUUGGUUACCCGAUCAUCUUCUCCCCAAGGGAAUCUCCCUGUCAAGCUUCCCAGUAUCCAAGACCUCGAUCGGAACCUUCAACGACAGUGGCGCUCCAGCGUCCCUCGUGUGCCACCCCACCCAGUCUUCUGCCCCAACUGCCAAUGUCAAUCUUGUAUUGUUCAGAAAGCUAUGUACAAGUAG